AUGAUUUGCUCCUCGCACUUCUGCGCCGAACACUCACGAUUGCCAUUCCACUAUCCAUCCCAGGACACCGAAUCAGAUGCUUACUGGACCGCAUACCAUUCCGCGAAUACGAAACAUCUUCUAAAUCGCCUCUACCAAGUCAAGACCACUGCCCUGGUCUCCUUGGCUAGCCGUCUCCGCAACGGUAUCUCAUGCACCAUUCCCGCGCUUAUGCCGGAUGGCCAAGGACACCUCGACGUCGAUGCCGUUUCACGCCAGAUGGGCGGACAAAACUGCAACAUCGACGUCCAAUUUGAAGAUGGAGUUGUCUGGCUGGCCCGGAUCCGCCUUGAUGACCCUCUCCUCCCACCAAAACCUACACAAGCGUACAUCUUCCUCAGUGAAGUCUUCACGCUUAAGUAUCUAGAGGAUACCGGCAUCCCCGCUCCAAAAGUCUUCCACUUCGCGACCGAGUCUAGCGAAAACCCUGUGGGAGUGCCUUUUAUGCUUAUCGAGAAGAUGAAAGGCGCCCCUCUGAUGUGGGACACGACCACACCUAUUCAAAGGACCAAAGUCCUAGAACAACUAGCAGAUAUUCUCCUUGCCUUGGAGAAACAUUCGUUUCAUUCUACAGGGUCAUUAUUUCCCUCAAACGGAUCUGGUAAUGUAUGCGGUUUCGCGCAGUCACAGCUCUUCGAUUCCCCAAACACUACCCUCGGACCGUUCGACACCUUGGAAUCAUCCUUGAGAGCGAUGCUUGCACAUCAGAGAAGGCUCAUAGCUAAUGGCGAGCUGUCAAGUCUCGCCAUAGAUCACUACCUCUCGCAUCGCUGGCGCGAGGACAUGGUCCCGGAAGUGCUGUCGCUACACAACGACGCCGGCUUCUUUCUCAAACACUUUGAUGACAAGGGCGACCAUAUCCUGGUCGACGACGACUUCAACAUCACCGGCAUAAUCGACUGGGAAUUCGCGUCCCUGGAACCCAAAGCGCAAGCAUUCAGCAGCCCCUGCAUGCUUUGGCCAGUGGGCGAUUUCCACGCCGGCAGUAAUCGGCUAAGCCCGGAAGAGAUGGAAUUCGCCGCCAUUUUCGAGCGCCGUGGGCGGAACGAUAUGGCUCAUCUGGUUCGCAAUGGGAGGAAGAUGCAGAGGUACCUGUUCUUCAAUGGAGGAUCGGUAUCGCACGAGCAAGAGGACUUCGAAGCCAUGUUCCAGGGCUUGCGAGCUGCGUGGGCCGGGGACAACAGCCAACCUGGUCCCUAUCAGGUUUGGAAGGAGGAGGCGCUGAAGAAGUAUGAGGGAGAUGAGCAGCUGGGGCGUCUCCUGCAGAGGAAUAGUACUCGGUCGCAGAGCGCCACUCAUCUUGAUUGCGGACCUUCAACUCCCCAACGGCAUCACUCGCUGAAAGACGAAUCAUCAGAGAUCCUGGAUACGGGAAUGAGAGAAGGACCUGCUGGAUUUUGUAUGAGGGUGGCAGCUAGGCUUAGUAAGAAUAAGGACAUCGCUUAUUAA
This is a messenger RNA of Letharia lupina, 1488 nucleotides long. RefSeq lists its product as uncharacterized. The transcript has 2 exons. Lineage: Eukaryota; Fungi; Ascomycota; Lecanoromycetes; Lecanorales; Parmeliaceae. Bases 1 to 1488 code for a protein of 495 amino acids. The record is from RefSeq and is a predicted model, not a curated record.